Molecule: messenger RNA, 1059 nt
Organism: Oncorhynchus gorbuscha (pink salmon)
Lineage: Eukaryota; Metazoa; Chordata; Actinopteri; Salmoniformes; Salmonidae
Product: macrophage mannose receptor 1-like
Exons: 4
Coding region: 91-822 (243 amino acids)
Source: RefSeq, a predicted model, not a curated record
CUGCUUCAGUCUGGAGGAUCAGACCCCAUCAUACUACACAGACCAAAUCCAGUCAUAUCUACAAACACUACAGCAGACCCUGCUGUCACCAUGGACAUGAAACCUCUGCUACUCCUACUCUGUGUCGGUGGCUUCUGCACAGUCAGACUCAGCCGCCUCAGACAGUUCACCCUCAGUGAAACGAAGGUCAAUUCGACAGAAGCACAGACAAACUGCCAGAAGAACUAUUCGGAUCUAGUCACUGUGCACAACCAGGAGGACUAUGAGCAGCUGAUACAGUUAAUGACAUCUGACAAAAUCAAUCGUGCCUGGAUAGGUCUGCAUCGCACACAGCGCAGUCUGGUGUGGUCUAAUGGAGACCCUGUUAAUGACACUGCAUGGUCACCUCCUAAUUACACAAAUCCAAACUGUGUAGCAAUGUGGGAGAUAUGUUUUCAAGAGAAAAACGUCAUGUGCUAUAAAAAAGAAUCAUUCCACCUAAUCAAUGAAACAAAGACCUGGGAGCAGGCUCUGGACUACUGCAAUAAGAACUACCACGGACUGCUUAGGUUGGAGUCUGAAGCUGACCACAAGAUUGUUGAGCAGAAACUGAGUCGUAGUGUGAAACUUGUACCUGGUCCUGUGUGGGUGGGUCUAAGGCAGAGCCGUCUCUUUGGGUUUUGGCUCUGGACCAAUGGGAUGCCAGUGCAGUGGAGUAACUGGGAGGGGUACAGACAGCCUAAACAACCUCUUUCCAACCACUGUGGUGCCAUGGCAACGUGGAGGUCACGAUCGCCACGCUGGAAGGAUGAAUGUGACUAUACCAGCCAGAAUACAGCAUGAUAUUAUAGUAUGGAAACUUUAUAUGAACUUUGAACUCUUUGUCAAAGGACAAGGGAGAGCUCUGCUGGGCAACCCAGCCUUCCAGCUUCGACCAAUCUAUCGAAGCGCAGUUCAGAGUAAAUAUUUCUUUCAUUUUCCUUUUCCAAAUGGGCGGUUAUUUAGAAUGCAUAAGAUUAUGUAUUUACGAUAGCAUAGCUUCACAAGGUCCGAUAGAGACCCAAUCCUUUUGUUCCUCAG